AUGGCGGCCUCAUCAUCCGCCAUACCCAGGUUCCUGCUGCCCCAGUCCGGGCGCAUCUGGCGGCGGGCAAACCUCGGCAUCCACAACCGCCGCCAAUUUCCAGACCCUGACCUGCGCUUGGGCACCUUGGCCAGCCUGGCCAUCUUCGUAGCCACCGAGAACUUCAAGAGCAACACCCCCUUCGCCGACAUGCUCCCCGAGAGCUCCGACUACUGGGAGCACCCCAUCGUGUCGCUGUACACCCUGUACGAUGUCUGGCGGCUCACUCAGCUCCACAACUCGGCCAUCGUCGCCGAGAAGCGCAAGAAGAACGUCGACGACGUCGUCAAGCGCGCCGAGUACCGCAAGGCCCACGGGCUGGACAAGGAGGGCGGCUUCGGGAACUGGACGGCCAGGGACGACCCGCAGGCGCCACAGGCCGAGCCGGGGAAGAGGGACAAGUGGCUUGGGAUCUUCUAA
Messenger RNA from Diaporthe batatas, 459 nucleotides. RefSeq lists its product as uncharacterized. The transcript has 2 exons. NCBI's taxonomy places the organism in Eukaryota, Fungi, Ascomycota, Sordariomycetes, Diaporthales, Diaporthaceae. The coding region runs from base 1 to 459 and encodes 152 amino acids. The record is from RefSeq and is a predicted model, not a curated record.